Messenger RNA from Grosmannia clavigera kw1407, 1290 nucleotides. Its product is annotated as transcription factor tfiih subunit. The record is from RefSeq and is a predicted model, not a curated record. The transcript has a single exon. Gene Ontology annotation, cellular component: transcription factor TFIIH holo complex; transcription factor TFIIH core complex. Gene Ontology annotation, biological process: regulation of DNA-templated transcription; nucleotide-excision repair. The coding region runs from base 1 to 1290 and encodes 429 amino acids. Lineage: Eukaryota; Fungi; Ascomycota; Sordariomycetes; Ophiostomatales; Ophiostomataceae.
AUGGAUGCCGUCGAUGCCUCGGCCCACUACGAGGUCACCGCCUCCGAGGAGACGCCCUCGCUGCUGACCAUUGUGCUGGACACGAACCCACGUGCCUGGGCCGCCCUUGCUGCCGUCUUGCCGCUCAGCAAGGCCGUCGCCAACAUCCUCGUCUUUGUCAACUCCCAUCUGGCCCUGAGCAGCACCAACCGGGUGGCUGUGGUAGCCUCGCACUGCAACCGUGCCGUCUGGCUGUACCCAACGCCGGCAGGUUCCAGCCUUCUCCCGAAAAAGCCGCCAUCUGACGGCCUCGACGUCGACAUGGCCGACGCCCCAGCCUCUCAUCCGCAUCGUCCUUCGCAUCCCGAUCCGGCCGACCAGUCUGGCCGCUCGGCCAACAAGUUCCCACAGUUCCGCGAGAUUGAGACUACUCUGCUCCAGUCCGUCCACGACCUCGUCAGCAGCACCGCCGCCGCCGACCUCGACGAGACCACCACCCUGCUCUCGGGCGCCCUCACUCUCGCCCUCGCCCACAUCAAUAAGACCGCCCUGACGAUCCCGGCCGCUGCUGCUGCUGCGAACGACGGCGGCUCCGGUGGAAAACGCUCACGGCCGCGACCCGGUGGUGUUCUCGCCGGCAGCGCCACCAGCGGCAACGCCAAAAAGACCGGCACCUCCGCCGGACUUGCCGACAGCCGCUCCGGAAAAACGGACCCCGUCGACGACGUCGGCCUGCACGCCCGCAUCCUCGUCAUCUCCGUCUCCGACUCAUCACCCGCUCAGUACAUCGCCACCAUGAACGCCGUCUUUGCUGCUGCCCAUGCCGGCGUCGCCAUCGACGUCCUCGCCCUUCGCGGCGCCGCCACUUUUCUGCAGCAGGCCGCCUACAUCACUCGCGGCACUUUUGUCCGUGUCGGCGCCGACCAAAAACACGGCCUUCUCGCCUACCUCAUGCUCGCCUUCAACGCUGCCUCCUCCCACGAUGUCGCCCAGCAUCUCGUCGCCCCCAGUGCUGACGCCGUCGACUUCCGCGCCGCCUGCUUCUGCCAUCGCCGCGUCGUCGACACCGGCUUCGUCUGCAGUGUCUGCCUCAGCAUUUUCUGCGAGGUCCCCCCCCGUUCCGAUUCUUCUUCUGUCACUGCCACAGACCUCCCUACCGUUGAGUGCCUCACCUGCGGCUCGCUGCUCCGUCUCGGUAACUACGGCGCCCACCCGGCCGUUGUGCCCCGGCCCAAGAAGAAGAAAAAGCGGAGGCUCGGCCCUGGAGGACGUGAGGACACCGGCAGCACUGCCGGUACGCCGGCAGCAUAA